Staurois parvus is the source of this 667-nucleotide messenger RNA. The record is from the annotation of a GenBank genome assembly. NCBI's taxonomy places the organism in Eukaryota, Metazoa, Chordata, Amphibia, Anura, Ranidae.
CAUACCCCUCCAAAUCAUUGGAUUCAGGUAUUCCAAUCACCUCCAUGGCCACAGGUGUAUAAAAUCAAGCACCUAGGCAUGCACACUGCUUCUACAAACAUUUGUGAACAAAUGGGUCACUCUCAGGCGCUCAGUGGUAUCUAGCGUGGUACCGUGAUAGGUUGCCACCUGUGCAAUAAGUCCAUCCAUGAAAUUUCCUUGCUACUAAAUAUUCCACCGUCAAAUUUUUGUGGUAUUAUAAGAAAGUGGAAGUAACUGGGAACAAUAGAAACUCAGCCAUGAAGUGAUAAGCCACUUAAAAUGACAGCGGGGUCAGUGCAUGCUGAAGCGCACAGUGCGCAGAUGUCACCAACUGUCUGCAGAGUCAAUAGCUAAAGACCUCCAAACUUCGUGUGGCCUUCAGAUUAGCACAAUAGUACACAGAGAGCUUCAUGGAAUGUGUUUCCAUGGCGGAGCAGCUGCAUCCAAGCCUUACAUCACCAAGUGCAAUGCAAAGCAUCAGAUGCAGUGGUGUAAAGCACACCACCACUGGACUCUAGAGCAGUGGAGACAUAUUCUCUGGAGUGACAAAUCACACUUCUCUGUAUGGCAAUCCGAUGGAUCUGUCUGGGCUUGGCGGUUUCCAGGAGAAUGGUACUUGCCCAACUGCAUUGUGCUAUGUGUUUUG